Molecule: messenger RNA, 636 nt
Organism: Pygoscelis adeliae (Adelie penguin)
Lineage: Eukaryota; Metazoa; Chordata; Aves; Sphenisciformes; Spheniscidae
Product: ovomucoid-like
Exons: 9
Coding region: 1-636 (211 amino acids)
Molecular function (GO): serine-type endopeptidase inhibitor activity; protein binding
Source: RefSeq, a predicted model, not a curated record
AUGUCUUGGAGACAAGCGGAGCUCCCGAUCGCGCUCAAGAUCCCAGUGGUCCUCAGAGGGCAUCUUCCUGGGGCCAUGUCCGCUAAACGGGAAAAUCCAGCAGAUUUUGUUAUUGCUCAACGAUGGGCCUCCUGCAGCUCGUACUCGUUGUCUGGAAAAACGCAGCUUGCCUGUCCCCGCGACUACAAACCUGUCUGUGGGACCAACAGCGUGACCUACCCCAACGAAUGCUCCCUCUGCAAAGAAAUCUUGAUGACCAUCAACAAGAAGCACGAUGGAAGAUGUGUUAAGCUCGACUGUACUGGCUACCUGAGAUCAAGCAGUGGCCGUACGACCCCCUGCACCCUGGAGUACAGGCCUAUCUGCGGCACCAACGGGGUUACCUACAGAAACAAAUGCAACUUCUGCAAUGCCGUGGCGAAUGGACUGGACAUAAACCUGCGUAAUGUUGGAGAAUGCUUCCAGGUGCAGCAGAUCGACUGCAGCGGACACAAGGAUGGCAAUGCCGUGUGCACCGCCCAGUAUGACCCCGUUUGCGGCUCUGAUGGCAAAACUUACGGAAACCCGUGCGAGUUCUGCAACGCAGUUGUGCGGAGCAGGGGAACUCUGUUCCUCAGACACCGUGGGCAGGGGUAA